Molecule: messenger RNA, 2079 nt
Organism: Danaus plexippus (monarch butterfly)
Lineage: Eukaryota; Metazoa; Arthropoda; Insecta; Lepidoptera; Nymphalidae
Product: dopamine D2-like receptor
Exons: 8
Coding region: 45-1862 (605 amino acids)
Biological process (GO): adenylate cyclase-activating adrenergic receptor signaling pathway
Cellular component (GO): membrane
Molecular function (GO): G protein-coupled receptor activity; dopamine neurotransmitter receptor activity, coupled via Gi/Go
Source: RefSeq, a predicted model, not a curated record
UUUGUCUUUACGAAAGCAAUGUAACGUAGUACAAAGUUUUAACGAUGGUAGAUAUAAGAAAAGUACCAUACUACUACAAUGCACGUAGUCAAACAUAUCUUUAUCCUUCCAAACGACCCCCAGACAGUCAGGAAGCGAAGAUAUUCACUUCAAAAGGAACAUUAAAUACUAGUUAUAUAAAAAAUGAAACCAAAGAAACUGGUGAUUUGUUAAUGUUAGUUGAUGAUUUUAGUGAUUAUUUCUAUGGGAAUGCAAGCCAUGACUUUUUUAGUGUACACAACCAGACGUUAGACAUACUGAACGAUGUGUAUACAAACUGUACAUUUAAUGGUACCUUCAACAUAUCCUGUUUCAGCAGAGACGAUGUUACUCCGGAAUAUAACUUUUGGGCGUUGUUGCUGUUAAUAUUUCCCUUUUUUACUCUGUUCGGCAAUGUACUAGUGAUCAUGAGUGUGGUGAGAGAGAGGACAUUGCAAACUGUGACGAAUUACUUUAUAGUGAGUUUAGCGGUCGCCGAUUUACUUGUUGCUGUCGUCGUAAUGCCAUUCGGAGUUUAUUAUUUGGUUAACGGUUCCUGGGGUCUUCCCGCGUUUAUUUGCGACGUGUACAUCGCUAUGGACGUCACUUCGUCCACUUCAAGUAUAUUUAAUUUGGUCGCUAUAUCUGUUGAUAGGUAUAUCGCAGUUACUCAGCCAAUCAAAUACGCGAAACAUAAAAACAAUCGUCGCGUCUGGUUCACGAUUGUGCUGGUGUGGCUGGUAUCAGCAGCUAUCGGCGCUCCCAUCGUUCUCGGCCUCAAUGAUACUCCAGAUAGGAAUUUUGACGAGUGCCUCUUCAAUAGUCAGAACUACGUCCUCUACUCCUCUCUAGGAUCAUUCUACAUACCUUGUAUCAUGAUGAUGUUCCUAUAUUAUAAUAUUUUUAAGGCUUUAAGAAACCGGGCUAAGAAGCAGAGAGCUGCGAAAAAACCUCCCAUAUCUGGUGAACCCAUCACAGGAGCAACAACGGCGGUGGUGAUAGAAAAUGUAGCGCAGACGAGGCAGUUAGAAACAGCCAUAGAUGACCGACCUACUAACACAGGGUCUGGUAGCAACGAAGAAGAACACGAAGACAGUUUCGACAAGCGUUCGGUGGACCUAGAGGUCGACGCUGACGAGUGCCACAUAAUCCCUAAUGAUAAAUCCACGGAAUUCAUUCUUGCCAGUUCCGCGGAUAAUAAGAUAAAAAAACCUAAAAAGAAGAUGAAAUCGCAAAUUAUACAAGACCCGAACGGUAACAAUGAUUCCGGAUACGCUCCAUCUAAUUUGGAAGAUACGAUCAGAGAGCACAUAUCACCACCAGCAUCUCCCAGUAUGAAAGACGCUACCAUUUUGAAAAGCAUGUCCUCUGAUACUAAGUGGAAAAAAAAUGGAAAACGAGUCGAUAGCGACUCAAGAAACGCUUCAAUAGCCUUCCGAUCAGAUGACGAUUUGAGAUCAAGCCAUUAUGAUAUCCGAGAUGGAUCCACGUGCAAAAAGGAAAGGAAAGCCAGUGCAGCGACUGCGCGGUUCACUAUUUACAAGGCUAAUAAAGCAAGUAAAAAGAAAAGGGAAAAAUCUUCUGCUAAAAAGGAAAGAAAGGCCACAAAAACUUUAGCUAUAGUUCUUGGUGUCUUCCUGUUCUGUUGGACUCCGUUUUUCACAUGCAAUGUAUUGGAUGCUAUUUGUGGGAAGCUCGGGCUGCAGUUUACUCCGGGCGUCACUGUUUUCAUACUCAACACAUGGCUUGGAUAUAUCAACUCCUUUCUCAAUCCUGUUAUCUACACCAUCUUUAACCCUGAAUUCAGAAAGGCAUUCCGUAAAAUACUUAAAUGCAGCACCUAGCAAACAGAUUAUUUGGUCGUUUUUACUCCGUAGAUCUCCAACUAAACAUUCCAUUUCACAUCGACAAGGAUUGUGGUAGUAAAGUGAUUUGUAGGUUUAAAUUCUGAAAUGGAUUAUUAAUUCUCGUAACAAGCUUCCUAGUGAUGUCGUGAAAAAACUCAAUUAUUCUAGGUCUACAACGAAUACUAUUUUAAGUAGGAACUUUGAGAUCUACUAA